CUGCGAUGGGCCUGGUGAAUCAAGAGAAUAUCCAGGAUUACUGGUCCACCGACGAGGUUUUAUCUACUCCCUUUUUCCCUCAAAUUAUGUCAAGAGACAAAUUUAUGAACAUUUUAACAUUUUUUCACUUGUGCAAUAAUGAUAAUUAUAUUCCUCGAGGACAGGAAGGGUAUAACCCAGUAAACAAGCUUGGCACUAUAUACAGUGUUGUCACUGGGAAUUUUUCAGAUGUCUGGAAGCCAGGCAAAAAUAUUUGCAUAGAUGAGGGAAUGAUUCCAUUCAGAGGAAAAGUGCACUUCAAAGUGUACAAUCCAGACAAGCCAGAUAAGUAUGGUGUAAAGUCAUACCAGUUGUGUGACUCAAGUAAUGGCUAUUGUUGUAGGUUUGAAAUUUACACUGGUGUAAACCAAGAACCACCCAGUGCUAAAGGCAAAACAUAUGACUUAGUCAUGAGGCUCAUGCAACCUUAUUUGAAUGUGGGUAGGUGUUUGUAUGUUGACAACUACUACACAUCACCUACUUUAUUUGCUGAGCUCUAUAGGCAGAACACUGGGGCCUGUGGAACAGCCCGCUACAGGAAAGGUAUUCCCCAGGAAUUUAAAAGGGCACAAGUGAAAAAAAAAGGUGACAAGUUUGUUAUGAACAAUGGAACUUUGCUGGCUGUUAAAUUUAAGGACCGCAGAGUUUUCCAGAUGCUGUCAUCUGUUCACUCCAUUGCAGAUGUAGAAGUUGGCCGAAAUCACCCUGGAACUGGGCGCCCAAUCACUAAACCCGAGAUUGUACAUGACUACAACAAGUUCAUGGGGGCAGUUGACAGGUGUGAUCAGAUGGUGGCCUAUUCCUGCUUCAGGCGACGCACCAUGAAAUGGUGGAAGAAAGUGUUCUUCCAUCUGUUUUCCUUAAGCAUCCUGAAUGCUUAUAUCCUCUACAAACAUAGAACCCAGUCACCUGUACUGCAAAGGACCUUUCGAAGGGAGCUUGUGAAGGAGCUUGUUAGGAAUUCUGGCAUCUCCCAUUCUCUCACUCCAAGAGGCCGCCCAAGGAGGUCAGCUGAAGGCUUAACCCGCCUCCAAGUUGGAGGUCACUUCCCAGAGAAAAUACUGGGUACUGGGAAGAAGUCCAACAUCACCCGGGCAUGUGUGGUUUGCUUUCCUGCCCAAAAGAAGAUUCUGAAAAGGACAGGAGAUAAAAGGAAGAGGCCAGGGAAGGAGUCUAGCUUUCAGUGCAGUGUCUGUAAAGUAGCACUCUGUAUGCAAGACUGCUUCCAGUUGUACCACACUGUUGAGGACUAUGUUGCUGCUUACAUUCGAAGACAUGAUGCCAAUAAUGACAAUGUGGAUGCUGAAACCAAUUGAUUAACUGAUCAUAGCCAUUAUUCAUCUUUUUUUUGGUUUUGUUUGGUUUUGAAGUCAAUUCAAACACAGAAAUAGAUAAAUUUAGACCAAUUAGACCCAUACAACUGAGCUGACUGUUUUGAACUAAUUCAAAACCAAACAAUGUAAAUAAAUUCCUAAUUUGAUUAUGUGUUGACUAGACAAAUAUGCAAUUUUGCUACUAUUUUGAGAAAAAAAAAUGCUCUCACAGUCACAGGAAUUGUUUUAUCAAGUUGUUGGACUAGGGCUUAACUCUGGUUGCCAUUUUAGGCUUGUACAGAUAAUUUUUGGAAGAAAUUAAUAUGAUGUGUUAUUUGUUAAUGUAUAACUUUUGUCAAAAACAUGAUUUCAUAGCUAAAUUUUAAAAGCAACUUAGGUUCAAAAUUUAUCAUAAUAGAAUAAUCAGAAAGGAAAUUUAUUAAGCUUUAAUUUGAUAUAUAGGUUGUUGGGAUUUGAUGAAAAGUAAAGCUUUCAAUGCUGUUGAAAGGAUCAACUGUCGUGCAUGAGUGCGUUUCUAAAAAUAAAGUCAGUUUAAGGGAUUGUAACCUGAACUCAAA
This is a messenger RNA of Pocillopora verrucosa, 1930 nucleotides long. Lineage: Eukaryota; Metazoa; Cnidaria; Anthozoa; Scleractinia; Pocilloporidae. The record is from RefSeq and is a predicted model, not a curated record.